AUGGAAUUCUCAGUCUUCGUCCCAAGCACCCCGGUGUUCGAUAGGUCGGUCUGGCAGCUAUGGCUCUACGGCUUGUCAGUCGACCAGGCGACGUCUUUCCUGCAGAAAAAGAGGCCUGGUCUGAAGGCGGCCACAGGGCCGCUCCGGAACUACAUAUUGUCUCAGGUAAGUGUGUGGUAUCGACAUUACGAAAUUCUAGAGCCCCAUCUCCACCGCCCAAAGCAUCUCUACACCUCAGCCACCGCCGUCCUCUUCCCCCACCCCGCCUCGCAAGGCACGCGCGCUUCAUCCACGAUAAACACAUCAAACAUAACAACCACCAGCAAAUCCCCAAGAGGAGAUCCAACACGGGCGUACCUCAUCGAGACCUAUUACAGUUUCCAUCCCAGCGUCAUGCGGUACACUCUCGGCAAAAAAGUGUCGUCGAGACUGCGUGAGGACGUGUGUUUGAAGACGAAAGUGCCGAGUGCGGGGUGUAGACGGAUGUUUGACAAUUUCAAAAGGAUUGUGAAGGUUGUGGAGGAUGCGGAAAUGCGGGAUAUUACUUCGGCGAUUGUGGCGGAGUUUUUGCUUCCGGUGCCACUUGCAGAGCAGUACGCACAUAUAAUCUUCAUCAACAACUAUCGCCUGGACACCUUCAAGCGGAAACUCACCUACCUCAAAUUCGCCGAUUACGAGUUUGUCGCCUCCGUCUUCAUGCAACGCUUCGCCCACCCAACAACGCCCAUCCUCGAUGACCUGGACUCCACCCUCUCCCAAGACGCCCGCGACAUCAAAUCCCUCCUGUUCAACCAACGCGGCGUCCUCGACGAAUACAAAGCCGCACCCCCCGCAACAACAACCUCCAUCCUCUCCCCAACCUCCUCCCCAGACACCCUCUUCAAAACCCUCAUCCGCGGCGUCCUCUCCAUCGGCACCUCCCUGCAACACCGCAAAGAGCUCCGCGACGUCUUCCAGACCAUCCACGACCGCAUCGUCGAGCCGGCGUGUGCGGGCGCCAAUUGGAGUCCGAAGGAUCUGAGUGUGUUCUUCCAAGUCGCGGGGAGUGUGUUCGCGGGCGUGGGGAGUGUGCCGAGGGGGUUGAGGGGACGGUAUGCGGGGCCGUGGAAGAGGCUUUGUGAGGGGGUGGGGAGGGCGAGUGUGAGGUUUGCUGAGGUGUAUGUGGGGGCGAGGAGGGAGGGAGGGGCCGCUGUGGGGGUGUGA
Molecule: messenger RNA, 1203 nt
Organism: Fimicolochytrium jonesii
Lineage: Eukaryota; Fungi; Chytridiomycota; Chytridiomycetes; Spizellomycetales; Powellomycetaceae
Product: acidic fibroblast growth factor binding-domain-containing protein
Exons: 6
Coding region: 1-1203 (400 amino acids)
Cellular component (GO): nucleus
Source: RefSeq, a predicted model, not a curated record